AUGGAGGACCCGGAAAGGUCGCUCGAUGUCACCGAGACGUCGAGCGUUACCAUGGAUAACGAUUCUCCAUCCCCUGACUUGAGUCUCUCGAUCGAUACAACCGAAGAAUAUGAGACGACCGAAAGGAAAUUUGACAUUGUAGCAAUCCAUGGCCUUGGGGAUCAGGAGAGCAGGCAAUGGAGCUCAAGUAAGACCGAGACCUGGAUUCAGGACUUGGCCUCCCACAUGAAAUGGGAAGUACGUGUUAUUCGAUAUGCCUAUGAUGCCACAAAGUUAGCAGAGGCUACGUAUCCUGAGGAUGCUAUUUCCUCUGAGGCCUCUGCACUUCUUCAAAAGCUUGCUGAGUUGAGAAGCGACCAGAAAACGCCGUUACCAAUAGCGUUCUUUGGCCACGACAUAGGAGGUAUCAUAGCCAAGAAGGCUUUGAUACUAGCAAGCCGAUAUGACAGCGAACAUGGUGAUAUGAGUUACUCAACGAAACUUUUGGUGUUCUUCGGCUGUCCACACAGAACUCUGGAUACACAUCAAGACACCGAAAUUCUUGCAACCAGGCUUGAGAUGUUGAAACCAGCGGACUCAACAGCAACUAGCCUGAACUUGAAAAGUCUAGCACGGUCAAUCAUUGACGUGAAUAAUUCUUUCUUAAACACCAGAGUCCUAACACGCGCCAACGUUAUCAAUAUCAUUUCAUCAAAGACAGAUCCUGUUGAAAAGGUCUUUGACACAUACACCGCGACACUUGGAGUUCCCAUGGAGAAGGUUUCACUCAUCGACAAGUCUCAUAAAGAGUUGGCCGAUGAAACUGAAGCAUAUGCUCCGUACGAAAGCUUUCAGACCCAGAGGAUUUCAUCUUUUAUCCCAUGCUAUGACAGUCAUAAUGCACCAAGCACCUUCGGUUUACCCAUUCAAGUUCAACACAACCCGCGGAUUCACUGGAUUGAUGAGCACGAUACCAUGACUAAAUGGCUGAAGUCUUGGGGUCUCGCUCUUCUGCAUAUUCAUGGCACCUCCAGAAUUUCCAACGUGGCUCAGCAUGUUUAUGAAGGGAUAAUUGGAAAGAGCUCGUACUUCCGAUGCAUUCUCUACUUCAAAUUCGACAAACACGAUAUCCGCAGGAAUUCCGUCGGAGCCAUGGCAAACUCCUUCUUGCUCCAGAUUCUCAGCCAGAUAAGAGAAUCUCCUAACGAUAAGAUGCCGGACAUAGAACCGCCCGAUUUCUCAGACUGUUGGACCGAUAAAGAUGCCUUCUACUUUUUGGAGAAGCUUAUGGGGGACGUAACAACACACGGUGAAAUUCACUGGAUCAUUGACCGAUUUGAUCAGUGUGACGACAGCAGUGCUUUGUUGUCCAUGGUCUCUGAUAUGGCCAAGAAUUCUGAGCAGCAUUUCAAGAUUCUGGUGACGACCGUUGAUGACAGUAGGAUCUGCGAGGCUCUAUCAGAGUUUCCUACGAUUGACUUGAGAGAGCACCCGCUGAAAGCUGAAGUUAUGGAGAGCAUUGUGCUCGAAUUCAUGACCGAACUGUGCCACGUGCGACCACAAUAUCGCCACGUUAAGAAAGAGAUACGACAAUUACUGGAAUUCUGCAGUGACGAUGACUUGCUACGCCGCUUCCUUUUAGAAUGGCUCCUCGUCGUCCCUUGUGCAUCUACAAAGUCAGCUCUAGAGCGGCGCCUCGUAUCACUUACACCUCUUUCACCGGCUAAGAUAUUCGAACGAUGCUUUGAUGCAAUACCUGAAAGCUCGCGGCCGUGGGCUCGGAAAGUCUUGAUGUGGAUGUCGUUCUCCUUUCGACCAUUGACUCCUGAAGAACUGGGGAGUGCACUCAGCAUCGGCGCCUCAACGGACCCAGUCCCUGAGCAGGAGGUAUAUGGAGAUCUCAUGUGGGAUAUUGAAAACUGCCUUGGGCCCAUGAUAAUCCUAGAGAAUGGUCAAGUUCGAUUUCGCCAUCCAGCCGCUCGGGACUUUUUGAGGACUACAAAUGACGCUUCCGCCACAAACCAGCCUUGGUACGCUUGUAAGUCUUCAGAAGACGGCCAUCGAGAGAUUGCGGAUGCUUGUGCUGGAUAUCUCACCUUACCUUCUACCCAAGACAAGAUCCUAGCAGCUUGCCGAACAUGUCCUGUUGUUCAACGAAUAUUUGAGUAUCCAUCAGAUAUCACAUCGUAUGCUGUCGAAUUCUGGAUACUGCACUACCAACUAGGGUAUUUAGAAAUAUCUCCAAAGCCACAGUCUUACAGCAUCGCAAACUUCUUCAACGAUGGUGCGGCACUCAAGCGUUGGGAUGCGGCCAGAUGGUUCCUUUCAAAUCUUCAUAUCAGAUCGGACAGACUCUUCCUCUCACAUACGCCAGUGAUUGCAUCUAUAGGCAACGAAAGCUGGAUCAGAACCUGGAUUCAGUCUCAAGAACCUGACGAACGCGAUAUUUCCCAGGCACUUAUCGAGGCAUCGAGAUACGGACGUAGCGAUGUUGUGAAGUUACUCCUACAAAAGUCAAGCGCAAAUGCAGAUGUCUGCCUCGAAGCUAUAAUGGUCGCAGGAAGAUCAGCAGAAUUAGAAACAUUAGGGGUCUUGCUAACGUAUGCCACUGAAAAUCUACACAUAGCUAAGUGGCCUGGCACGCUUACUUCGCGGCUGGCUUACCUCGGUUCAGCCGAGCACUUAAAGACCAUCUUACAAGCUGGAGCGGACGCUAAGUCGACAGAUCCGAAUUGUUCGCCACCUCUUCACUGCGCCAUCGUCAGAGAUGAUACUGCAGCUUUUGACACCCUUAUAGAGCACGGAGCUGACCCUGCUGCCGUCAACCCCAACUGGGUAGACACGCCGCCCAUAGUGGUAGCUGCCAAGUAUGGCCGAGCGAAGGUCAUCGACAGGCUAGCCAAAUCAGCACUCGUUGAAGCGCAGGAUAAGAAGGGCAGGAAUUCUCUAUGGUAUACUGGGGGUAGAGGCCAUCACGUAGUGUUUCAAGCACUCGUCAAAGCUAGAGCGAACACAGAAGUCCUCACUGCCAAUGUGAGGGAACUUCGACCUGCCUUGAUCCCCAUCUCAGGUGCUCCAUACCCAAAAUGCCUCAAGUCAGUACUUGAUGCUGGCGUGGAUAUCAAUUCAAAGUUGAGAGAGGUUCACUCAUUCCAUGCAUUGGGCAUAGCGGCACGAUCGGGCCAUGUUGAGAUUUGUCGUAUGCUGCUUGAACACGGCACGUGCAAAGAGUUCGAUGACGAUUCUGCUCUUAUCCAUGCUGCGAGAGCGGAUAAUGUUGAGAUUGUGAACAUGCUACUCAAAGAGGGCCACAAGGUUGAUAUACAGCUAGACGAUUCUCCUUAUCAUGGUACGCCUCUCGUGGCCGCUGCCAGGGCAGGCUAUCAAGACAUAGUCACAGCCCUCCUGGAGAACGGAGCCGACGUCAACUACGCUGCUCCCAAUGAGAUUACGCCUCUGAUGUCUGCCGUCCUGGGAAACGAAGCGACAAUAGCCAAGACUUUCAUUGAUGCCGGGGCGGAUAUAAAUGCUGUCAGCGGCGCCAACAACAAAUGGAACGCAACUCACUUUGCUUACAAUCUUCCCGAAUGUAUGAAGGUCCUUGUCGAAGCUGGAGCUGAUAUAAAUGCGCUCUCUGCUGAUGGCACGCCAUUCUACCUCGCCGCGUGUUUCAACCAGGUAAAGGUGGUCGAACUGCUUCUUGAACACAAACCAGAUCUUGAAACAAGAUGCCCAGAGGGUGACUUUACUGAUGCGGGUUACACGCCACUCCAUUGUGCAGCAUCCUGCGGUUACAAUGAGCUCCUACGGCUGUUACUGGAAAAUGGUGCUGAUAUCGAGGCGAAAACUCCAAAAGGCGGAACACCUCUGAUCCUAGCUGUGGCCACCAAGCAUGAAGAGACUGUCAAGAUCCUGCUGGAGUACAAUUUGGACGUUGACUCUAUAGACAUAUGGGGAGGUUCUGCUCUCUUCUGUCUUCCUAAACCCGCAAAUUCAUCUGUCGUCAGGCGCCUUAUAAACCGCGGUGCUAGUCUGACAAUCCGGAACAAGGAUAAGUUUACCCCCCUGGGACGAGCCAUCAUGAAUGAAGACCUUCCUUUAGUACGAAUGCUCUCCUCUCAAAAGUUUGACUUGAACGUGGAGUCUGCUAAGGAUGGGACAGCUCUGCACAUCGCAACAAAGCUGUGCGAUGUUGAUACCGUCAAAGUGCUCAUCGAGAAGGGCGCUAACCCGGAUAUCGCCAAUUCUUGGAUGUAUGGCUCACCGCUGCAGAGAGUGUUUGAGAAAUAUUUUACUUCUGCGGAAGAUAAGGACAUAAUUGCCCGGUAUCUAAUCAAUGAUGUUGGCGCCGACGUCAAUGUUCAUGGUGGUAACAUGGGAUCGGCCCUGAGUGCAGCGAUCCUGACUGGCUCUAUAGAUAUUAUCAAGCUCAUGCUUGAGAAAGGUGCUGACAUCGGCUGGCAAGACCUUCAUGGACGACGACCUAUACAUUAUGCAGCCUUGAAAACAGUUCAGCACUUUCGUCUAUUACUCGAGGCAAGUGGCGAUGAUGAAGAACGUCUCGGCAUCACGACAAAGACCAAGUCUGGCCUGACAGUGCUACAUUUUGCUGUAGCAACAGGAAGAUCUGAUCUUGUCGAAUUGGUGCUGUCUCUUACCAACGGCAUAAUAUCUAUCAAUGAGCCUGACGACGAUGGUUGGACGCCUCUGCUCUGGGCAUGUCGCGUUUGUGAAAGCUGGGGCACGCCCGAUGAAAUUAGUCCCGAGAUCGUGAAACUUCUUCUGGAUCGUGGAGCAGACCCGUCGGUUCGAGGUCGGACGUCUGAUGACAGAGAGUGGUCGCCGCUCAAGAUGGCCAGAUACUAUGGAGCAUCACAAGAAGUGAUAGACUUGUUAACAGCAAGCCCUAGUAAGAAGAAGGAGGAUGACUGGAAGUCAAAGUUCCAUCUUUCCAAGAAGGCAGUGCGAACUCCAUGGCUUUGCGACUUGUGCCACUUUCACUCCUACGGCACCCUGUACCUCUGUAGCGGUUGCGAUAUUUCGUACGAGUUGUGUUUCAAGUGCUAUCGGUACAGAGAGGAGGUUCAUCCGUAUCACGAGAAAUGGGAAGAACAGGGCCCAGAGUUUGUUGAAGAUGAUGAGGCGGAAGAGGAGGAGGAGAAGGGAGAGGAAGGGGAUGAUCCAAAGAGUUCACCAGGGAUUGAGCAGGUACAGGAUGAUGAUUCAGAAGGAGAUUGGUCCAACGAUGAAGCCGACGGAGAGAGUAAAUAA
Messenger RNA from Fusarium fujikuroi IMI 58289, 5250 nucleotides. Its product is annotated as related to ankyrin 1. NCBI's taxonomy places the organism in Eukaryota, Fungi, Ascomycota, Sordariomycetes, Hypocreales, Nectriaceae. Gene Ontology annotation, molecular function: protein binding. The transcript is spliced from 8 exons. The coding region runs from base 1 to 5250 and encodes 1749 amino acids. The record is from RefSeq and is a predicted model, not a curated record.